AUGGUGGAUUAUUACAAAGUCCUUGGGCUGUGCAACAGUGCCUCACAGGAUGAUGUUAAGAAAUCCUACCACAAACUGGCACUAAAAUGGCAUCCUGAUAAGAAUCCCAGCAACAAGGAGGAAGCUGAAAAGAAAUUCAAAGCAGUUGCUGAGGCAUACAAGGUUUUGUCCGACCCUCAGAAACGAUUGCUCUAUGACAGAUCUGUUAAGAAGAGCAGAUCCCACAGAGGAAGAAAUGCCACGGGGCAUAAUUGCAGCUCCUUUGAAUCCCCUUAUGUAUUCCAGGACUUCAAGAAGGUCUUUAGGGAAGCCUUUGGAGAGAUGGAUCCCUUUGUACGUGUUUCCUGGGACCCCUUCAACAACAUCAGAAACAAUGUUGAAAACUGGCACAGUACAAGCAGAAGAGGAAGAAGGUCCAACAUGUUUCCUGACUUUAUGGAGUCAUUUAUGACAAGCAGUUCAUUCAGCCCCAGCAUGCAGCACACCUGCUUCUUUGCUGGGGACACAGCUGCACCACGCAAUGUCAGAUCGGUGUUAACCACUACUAAAGUGAUCAACAGCAAGAGGAUCACCACCCGGAAAAUCAUCGAGAAUGGGCAGGAGAGAAUAGAAGUGGAAGAAGAUGGCAAGCUGAAGUCUGUGAAAAUAAAUGGGAGAGAACACCUGAAAUGA
Molecule: messenger RNA, 672 nt
Organism: Mesitornis unicolor (brown roatelo)
Lineage: Eukaryota; Metazoa; Chordata; Aves; Mesitornithiformes; Mesitornithidae
Product: dnaJ homolog subfamily B member 8-like
Exons: 1
Coding region: 1-672 (223 amino acids)
Molecular function (GO): Hsp70 protein binding
Source: RefSeq, a predicted model, not a curated record